Molecule: messenger RNA, 1771 nt
Organism: Nerophis lumbriciformis (worm pipefish)
Lineage: Eukaryota; Metazoa; Chordata; Actinopteri; Syngnathiformes; Syngnathidae
Gene: tacr3l
Product: tachykinin receptor 3-like
Biological process (GO): G protein-coupled receptor signaling pathway; positive regulation of flagellated sperm motility
Cellular component (GO): sperm midpiece; plasma membrane
Molecular function (GO): tachykinin receptor activity
Source: RefSeq, a predicted model, not a curated record
AUGUAAUGGGUGACUUUUUGCAUUGCCCCGAAUGCAGAAAAGUGUCUACAAAUUUUUUUUAUUUUUUUCCUGCACUGCAUCCCCAGCGAGGGAGGGGUUGUCUGUAUUUGAUGUAAAUGUCAGGACCGACAGAUUAGUAUUAAUGUGUUGCCGCAGAUGUGACAAAGUGAUUCUUGUAGCACGACAGAGAACAUCCCCUCCAGUCAUGGCCUCUGACCCGAACGGCUCCAUUGCCAGCCGCAGCCCGGCCAACCAGUUCGUUCAGCCGGCGUGGCGAGUGGCGCUGUGGGCCCUGGCUUACUGCGCCGUUCUCGGCGUGGCGCUGCUGGGCAACGCGGUGGUCAUCUGGAUCAUCGUGGCGCACAGGCGGAUGAGGACCGUCACCAACUAUUUCCUGCUCAACUUGGCGCUGUGUGACGUGUCCACGGCCGCCUUCAACACGCUCGUCAACCUGAUCUACGCGGCCCACGGGGAUUGGUACUUCGGGGAAGUUUACUGCAGGUUCCACAACUUCUUCCCGGUCGCCGCGGUCUUCGCCAGCAUUUACACCAUGACCGCCGUCGCCAUUGACAGGUACAUGGCCAUCAUCCAUCCUCUGAAGCCUCACCUGUCAGCCAAAGCCACUCUUGCUGUGAUCGUGCUCAUCUGGAGUCUGGCCGUGGUCCUGGCCUUCCCGCUUUGCUACUUCUCCACAACCCGAGUCCUGCCCCGCAGGACCCUGUGCUACGUGGCAUGGCCCCGCAUGGCAGACGACGCCUUCAUGUAUCACAUCGUGGUGACUGUUCUGGUCUACGUGGUGCCUUUAGUGGUGAUGGGCAUCACCUACUCCAUUAUUGGGGUGACCCUGUGGGGAGGGGAGAUUCCUGGAGACACAUCUGAUAAUUAUCAUGGACAGCUGCGGGCUAAAAGGAAGAUUGUGAAGAUGAUGGUGGUGGUGGUGGUGACCUUCGCCCUCUGCUGGCUGCCCUAUCACGUCUACUUCCUGGUGACGGGCCUCAACAAGCGCCUGAGCAGGUGGAAGUCCAUCCAGCAGGUGUACCUGGCAGUGCUGUGGUUGGCCAUGAGCUCCACCAUGUACAACCCCGUCAUCUACUGCUGCCUCAACAGCAGGUUCCGGGCCGGCUUCAAGCGAGUGUUCCGCUGGUGUCCGUCCAUCCGGGUGUCGAGCUACGACGAGCUGGAGCUCCAGAACCGGAGGAUGCGCCAGGGUCGCCAGAGCAGCAGGUGCACACUCUCCCGGGUCGACAGCAGCAUCCUCAGUAAGGACAAGAGCGUCUGCUCUCGUGGAAAUAGGUCAAAGUGUAAACCGGAGCCCGAAAAUAAACAUAAUUAAUUAAUUAGUUUUAGUAUUUAUUAUUACAUAAAAUCAUGUUUUGUUUAUUGGCUAAUUUGUUAUUUAAAUCAAGUAUUUAAUCCAACACAAUAAGUUUGUGGAACAAUGUACUGUAAUUAAGAUUACCGUAUUUUUCGGACUAUAAAUUGCUCCGGAGUAUAAAUCGCACCGGCCGAAAACGCAUAAUAAAGAAGGAAAAAAACAUAUAUAAGUCGCACUAAAGCAGUAGUUCUUAACCUAGUUGGAAGCACCGAACCCCACCAGUUUCAUAUGCGCAUUCACCGAACUCUUCUUUAGUGAAAAAUAAAAUGUUGUUUUUUUUCAAAUUCAAGACAAAGUUAUAUGUUUUUGGUAACACUUUAGUAUGGGGAACAUAUUCUAAGUAACAAAGACUUAAUUUAGAGUUAUUUGGUUAGGGUUAGGGCAUACUUGCCAACC